This is a messenger RNA of Lutra lutra (Eurasian river otter), 2498 nucleotides long. RefSeq names its product acyl-CoA synthetase medium chain family member 5 (gene ACSM5). The record is from RefSeq and is a predicted model, not a curated record. Lineage: Eukaryota; Metazoa; Chordata; Mammalia; Carnivora; Mustelidae. Gene Ontology annotation, molecular function: fatty acid ligase activity; fatty-acyl-CoA synthase activity. Gene Ontology annotation, biological process: acyl-CoA metabolic process; fatty acid biosynthetic process. Gene Ontology annotation, cellular component: mitochondrial matrix.
UCUCAUUGGCUCCAAGAGUGCUGGCCAGUUGAAGCCGCCGUGUCCUCUGCUGGCUUUGGGUUCUGCUCUAUCUUGGCUGCAUUUGGGGCCAAAGUUCCCAGUGGGAGACCAAGUUAACAAAUUGCCUUCUCCAGUGUCCUGGAGGAACCUGAAUGUUUAAGGCCCGCAUUCUGCUGAAACAGCAUUGAAGGCCUUUUGCAUUUCUUGGGUUCAAAAGCAAGGCUGCAGGCAAUAACAGGAUGCUAUGGCUAAGAGGAUGGGUCCUCCAGGUGCUGAGAAAUGCCCAGGGAUUCUGUGGGCCUCAUGGGCAGCAGCCACCUCUACCUGACCCUCAGAAGAUUGUGGCCACCUGGGAGGCCAUCAGCCUGGGGAGGCAGCCAGUGCCUGAGUACUUCAACUUUGCCCAUGAUGUGCUGGACAUGUGGAGUCAUCUGGAAAAGGCUGGGCACUGGCCCCAGAUCCCUGCAUUCUGGUGGGUCAAUGGCAAGGGAGCAGAGGUCAAGUGGAACUUUGAGGAGCUAGGGGAGCAGUCCAGGAAGGCGGCUAAUGUGCUCCAGGGUAUGUGUGGCCUUCAGCCUGGGGACAGGAUGAUGCUGGUGCUCCCGCGGCUCCCAGAGUGGUGACUGGUCAGCGUGGCAUGCAUACGGACAGGGGCUGUCAUGAUCCCGGGCUCUCAGCUGACAGAGAAGGACCUCAAAUAUCAGCUGCAGGUGUCCAGGGCCAAAUCCAUUAUCACCAGGGACUCCCUGGCUCCGCGGGUAGAUGCCAUUAACGCUGACUGUCCCUUCCUCCAGUCCAAGCUACUGGUGUCAGACAGCAGUCAGCCAGGCUGGAUGAACUUCAGGAAACUCCUGUGGGAGGCAUCCACAGAGCACAACUGUGUGAGGACCAAGAGUCGAGACCCUCUGGCCAUCUACUUCACAAGUGGCACCACCGGAGCACCCAAGAUGGUUGAGCACUCCCAGGCCAGCUACAGACUGGGUUUUGUGGCCAGUGGAAGGCGGUGGGUGUACUUGACCAAAUCAGACAUCUUCUGGAACACGUCUUACACUGGCUGGGUUAAGGCAACUUGGACCCUCUUCUCUGCCUGGCCUAAUGGAUCUUGUAUUUUUGUGCAUGAGCUGCCCCGAGUUGAUGCCAAGAUUAUUCUGAAUACUCUCUCCAGGUACCCGAUCACCACCCUCUGCUGUGUUCCCACCAUCUUCUGGCUGCUGGUACAGGAGGAUCUCACCAGGUACCAGUUUCAGAGCCUGAGGCACUGUUUGACUGGAGGAGAGGCACUGAAUCCUGACGUGAGAGAGAAGUGGAAGAGCCAUGUGGGCCUGGAGCUGCAUGAAGGCUAUGGCCAGUCUGAAACAGUUUUAAUCUGUGCCAAUCCAAAAGGCAUGAAAAUCAAGUCUGGAUCCAUGGGGAAAGCGUCCCCACCUUACGAUGUGCAGAUCGUGGAUGAUGAGGGCAACAUCCUACCUCCAGGACAAGAGGGGAAUAUUGCUGUCCGAGUCAGGCUCACCCGGCCCUUCUGUUUCUUCAGUUGCUAUUUGAACAAUCCUGAGAAGACAGAGGCAUCAGAACGAGGGGACUUCUACAUCACGGGGGACCGAGCCCACAAGGACAAGGAUGGCUACUUUUGGUUCAUGUGAAGAAAUGAUGAUGUGAUUAAUUCCUCAAGCUACCGGAUUGGGCCCGUUGAAGUGGAAAAUGCCCUUGCUGAGCACCCUGCUGUUCUGGAGGCUGCUGUGGUCAGCAGCCCAGACCCCAUCAGAGGGGAGGUGGUGAAGGCCUUUAUUGUCCUUUCUCCAUCUUACUCCUCUCAAGAUCCUAAGAAACUAACUCAGGAGCUCCAGGAGCAUGUGAAAAGGGUGACUGCUCCAUACUAGUACCCCAGGAAGGUGGCCUUUGUUUCAGAACUACCCAAGAUGGUUUCUGGAAAGAUCCAAAGGAAUAAAUUGAGAAGCCAAGAGUGGGGGGAGAUGAGAGGCAACCCCCGAAAGGCCCCUUAGGCCUCUGAAGCUUCUAAGAGGAACUGGUGGGAUCACUGGUUAGUCCUUGUCUGGGGCAUCAUCCCUUCAACCCUGUGAACAUCGAAGGCUUUCAGUUCCAAAUGAGCAGGACCCUGGAAGAGAGCAGAAGAAUGUCACUAACCCAGAUGCACAGCCCCUGCCAGCCUAGUGUAUGUUUGAUGGCUUGACUUCCCCCUCCUCUGUCUGAAGGCAUCCUCAGCAGCUGCUUACUGUCUUAUUUCCAGCUGAUCCUCUGAGGACAGGUCGCCAUAAAGUCAGGGCUCCUGUGAUCUCAUUCACUGCUGGUGGGGAGUCACUUGACCCUUUUGAUAAAGCCGUUUGGUAAUCAUAUCCAGGGUCGUGAAAAAUUGGUCCUACCCUUUCAUCUGGAAAGUCCAUCUUCAGUAAUUACUGUAAAAGAAAGGAUUCAAGGAUAUGUACUGGAGCAUUGUUUAAAACUGUAACAACAACCCAAAAAAAAGGGAAAAAAAAAACAAA